Molecule: messenger RNA, 1290 nt
Organism: Toxoplasma gondii ME49
Lineage: Eukaryota; Apicomplexa; Conoidasida; Eucoccidiorida; Sarcocystidae
Product: ATP synthase, putative
Exons: 4
Coding region: 509-1060 (183 amino acids)
Biological process (GO): proton motive force-driven ATP synthesis
Molecular function (GO): proton-transporting ATP synthase activity, rotational mechanism
Source: RefSeq, a predicted model, not a curated record
CGGGGACUGCAUGCGCGUAUUGUUGCCUUUUUGUCCGCCGAUUUUUCGAUGGGUUCGCCCAGCAGGAUAUCGUUUUCAUGGUCCCGGCGAAACAAAUCAAGUCUUUUUUUCAGUUUGUUUAGGCCGGCUUCCCGCGUGAUACGCAGACGUCGCCUUUCGAGUCCAUUCACCCUUCCCCUCCCGUUGUUUUCCAGGCAGUCCUCCGGUACACACUGUGAAUUCUCGUCCCUGACGCAUUUUCUGUGUUUCAUCUCUGAAUUCAGCACAGAUGGACUUAUCCCCAGAAACCAGAGCCAGCAUGUGUUAAAAUCCAGUGCGCCCGUGUUGGAAAAGGACACUCUGCAAACUCCCCCAAGUUUACAGGCACGCAACCGGGCGCCGUCGGCUGAUGUUUGUGGGCCAUAACUGUUUCCGCUCCGUCAGAACGACAUUUUCUCCGUAAAGGGAGUCUUCGUGGGGCUUUCUCGUGGCCGUGUCUGUUUCGUCUCCAUCACGUUUGCCACUUAAAAUGUUUGCCCGGGCCUUCUCCCGCUUCGCGAGCCUUGCCGCUCCGGCUCCCCAGCGAGGGUGGAACGCGUUCGUUCUGCCCUCUCGUCACUUUGCUACAGCAGCCGGAGGCGCGAAUCCGUUUAAAAAUCAACUUCUUCUGACGCUCAGCUCUCCCUCGGAGGCUAUCUAUGUUAGAACGCCCGUCCGAUCCGUAACUGUUCCCGGAAGCGAGGGAGCUAUGACCAUGACAAACGGGCAUUCGCAGACUGUUGCCCGCCUGAAGGCCGGCGAAAUCAUUGUCAGGAAAGGCGAAACUGGAGACGAAGUCGAGAGAUUUUUCCUCAGCGAUGGCUUCGUCCUCUUCAAAAGUCCCGAGGACGACAGCGGAUGCUGCACAGCCGAGGUUCUGGGUGUCGAGGUCGUCCCCGUCAGCAUGCUCGACAAAGAGAGCGCGGCAACGGCUCUCCAAGAGCUCCUUCAGCAGGGUGCUGGUGCGACAGACGAAUGGACCAAGGCGCGAACGCUCCUAGGGCAAGAACUGCUGUCCUCCGUCAUUCGUGCAGCUCCGUAACCACUGGUCAAAACGCUGGAGCUCGUCCAAACAGCAGUCCCUCUAGAAGGAAAUGUCUUCAUUGUCUAAACUCUGUCCGAGCCUCCGUUCUGGAACUUACUUGCAAUUCCUUUGAAUAACACUGAUUGCAUAACAAUUUGCCAUCGAUCCUGGUGGAUUUCCUUCUUUACGUACGAAACGCGAGACUUCGAACUGCAGCUCCCCGGGCUCGGUCACGUGCUUUCCACUGC